AUGGUCACCAAAGUCGAGGUCGUCGAGCUGAAGUUUGCCAAAGUCAAGGUCGUCAAAGUCAAGGUAACCGAAGUCGAGGUCGUCGAAUUAGAGGUCGUCAAAUUCAAGAUCUUCGACUUGGAGGCUGUCCAAAUCAAGGUCGUCGAAUUAGGGUUUGUCGAAGUCGAAGUCUUCGAAGGCAAGGUCGUCAAAUCAGAGGUCGUCAAAUUGAAGGUUGUCAAAUUGGAGGUCGUCGAAGUCAAGCUCUUCGACUUGAAGGUCGUCGAAGUCAAGGUCAUCGAAGUCAAGGUCGUCCGACACGAGGUCAUCGAAGUCAAGGUCGUCGAAGUCCACGUCGUCGAACUGAAGAUUGACAAAGUCAAGAUCUUCGAAGUCAUGGUCACCAAAGUCGAGGUCGUCGAGCUGAAGUUUGCCAAAGUCAAGGUCGUCAAAGUCAAGGUAACCGAAGUCGAGGUCGUCGAAUUAGAGGUCGUCAAAGUCAAGAUCUUCGACUUGGAGGCUGUCCAAAUCAAGGUCGUCGAAUUAGGGUUUGUCGAAGUCGAAGUCUUCGAAGGCAAGGUCGUCAAAUCAGAGGUCGUCAAAUUGAAGGUUGUCAAAUUGGAGGUCGUCGAAGUCAAGCUCUUCGACUUGAAGGUCGUCGAAGUCAAGGUCAUCGAAGUCAAGGUCGUCCGACACGAGGUCAUCGAAGUCAAGGUCGUCGAAGUCCACGUCGUCGAACUGAAGAUUGACAAAGUCAAGAUCUUCGAAGUCAUGGUCACCAAAGUCGAGGUCGUCGAGCUGAAGUUUGCCAAAGUCAAGGUCGUCAAAGUCAAGGUAACCGAAGUCGAGGUCGUCGAAUUAGAGGUCGUCAAAGUCAAGAUCUUCGACUUGGAGGUUGUCCAAAUCAAGGUCUUCGAAACGGCGGUUGGCGAAGCCAAGCUUGUCAAAUUAUAG
Molecule: messenger RNA, 933 nt
Organism: Hyaloperonospora brassicae
Lineage: Eukaryota; Oomycota; Peronosporomycetes; Peronosporales; Peronosporaceae
Source: the annotation of a GenBank genome assembly